UCCGUAUUUCUGAGUGACGAAUCUUUGCCGUUGCAAAGUCAAUACAACAAAUAUUCAUUUCGUAUUAUUACGACAAAGCUUCUAUGACGUAAUUAAUCGUAUCUAUAUUUACUUAUAACGCUGAAUAUGCUGAACGGAAUUCUUAUGGAUAUUUUGGUAAUUCGAUGCUAUGUGCAAACAAGAUACUCGACUUAAUACGAGUAUGUUCGCCAAAAGACAGUGGAAAUUGAAGCGGGUUAUCAACGCUGCUCAAUGUUUCCUCCAGCUUCACAAGACAGACGAAUGUCCGAACAGCGGAGAGGACAGCGACGAGGAUGUAAUAACGGAUUACCUGAGUUCCGCAAAUCCCAACGAUAGCCGAGUAGCCAGAGGAACAGACGACGAGUUGGAUGGUUUGACGCUUGACGGAGGUGCCUCAGAGUCCGAGUAUACGAAGGACGGGUCUUCUGUCAUUGUAAUGUCGGACAGGGGUUUCGACCAGCUCAAGCAGCAUCCUGGAGGAAUCGGUGCACAGCUACGCUCUGCGGGGCCGCUGGUACCGAUAAUCAGUGUGACUCCCCAUUCUCCAGGAUUUGCAAAGCACUAUCCUGUUCUUGAUGACAACCUUCGUCAACUACACGAAAUACAUGAAAGCAUUCAGCGAAUGCGGGAUUUGACGCUGACCACCACCGGUCACAAUGCUCGCUCUCGCCUCCAUCGUCAUCACACGCAAAGGCUCAGUUCUUCUUGUCCCUCGCUUUGCCCUCUCAAUCCCGUCCCUCUCCGUACUCAUGAGCAUCAAGAUACCAGCUCUGACCCCGACUUGUUAGUCGACGGUUCGGCCAACAGUUCGCCCACCCAUUUCCCCUCAUCUAAUCGCCACUUGCCUCAUGGCAGUCAAGGAGUCGACAGACGACGAAGUUGGACCGAUCUUGAGGAUUCGAGACGAGGGUCUCGCCACUCUGGACAGGACCAUCACCUUCACCUACAAACCCGAACGAUGGAUGAAACAAACGUGUUGAACGUUUUUUCGUUUCAGCGUCAGCGGAGUAUAAGCCUCAGUAGCUUGGAGAGUGAACUAGAUUUAGAUUUGGAUAGUAAGCCUCACCCCACCGGAACGGUACCCGGAAGCAAGGCGUCUAGAUCUCAAGCCAGUACUCAUUCACUUAACGAAGCAGAUCUUAUUCAGGGUGACUUCCAGAAGAUCGUUGCAAAGAGAGAGAGGCUCGGUGAGAGCGGAGGCCUGAUGCCUGGAAUUACUGGCUCUCGUCUACCAUUGCAGAAAUCCAUUUCAACACCCUCAAUUGUCACCCCCCCUGUCCACACACACCUUACGGACUCUGGGACUCGAACUACUCCUCUGCUUACCGCUAUUCUACAUGGGCCGGGACGUCAUGACAGAGGCAGUGGAAGCGAGACAGAAACUGAGGAUCUUAUUCCACAACGGAGCCACGGAUUUCACGAAGAUUUGGCCAGAGAAGGUACACCCAAUGCUCAAGCCUCCUUUUACGAGCUGCUUCCCGAUGGAGUUGCGGAUGACGAUAAUCAUUCGGAGAAGACACGCCGGAAGCGAGGCUCUCUAUUCUUCCGCAAGAAGAAGGAUAAAAGCGGCAAAAAAGCAAACCAAAGUCACCAGCACCAGUGGGUGACGUUAGCUGCAGCCAGUCAUCAAAGUGGGGCGACGUGUGAUUUUUGCACCAAGCAGCUGGUGGCGAACAAGCCAGCUCUACACUGUGAAAAUUGCGGAGUCACGGUCCAUCAGAGCCAAGGAUGCAAGGAUCAGCUGACGUUGGAGUGUGUCAAGCACAAACAAAAUUCAUCAAAAUCGGGAUCCAAGUCCGUGUCUGGCACUCCAGCAGCAACCAACAACACUAAGAGAGGGUCGACGUCUUCAUUACCUCCUCCUUUAUCGACGAACAGCGGGAGGGAGAUUAGCAACAAGAAAACCGCAACGGGAUACAGUCCUUGGCGGCGAGUCGCCACCAAGCUAGGAGUCAAUCAAACGAUCAAUGAGGAAAGAGACGGGGAUAGCACUGGACACCAUCGCGAAGCGCCAAGUAACUGGGAAGAACACGAGUUUGGCGAAGAGAGUCAUCAGUUUAACGUCGGUGAUUUGGAGGGACUGGACCCUGAGUUGGGCUUGGGCAAAGAGGAACCCGAUUCAUGGACUGCAGCUGUGGGGCGCAACGUAGCCAGGGGUCUUGUAAAUAGCUGUGAGCGUGAAGUUAAACGACAGGAGCACAUAUACGAGUUUGUCUUGACCGAGAAACAUCACUGCCUUGUUUUACUGGCUAUGGAGCGAAUAUUCGCCGAUGGCCUUAGACGUCAUUUUGGCCUACCACCUACAGAUCUCGAACGAAUGUUUCCUCGGCUAAGAGAUCUUACAGACAUUCAUCUGAAGUUUCUAUUAAAGCUGAGGAGACGCCAACAGUCUAACUCCGUUGUGCCAACUAUAGCGGACAUUUUGAUCGAACAGUUUUCCGGGGGUAACGCCACGUCAAUGAAAAGUGCGUAUGGUGAUUUUUGUAGCCGUCACCGUGAAGCAGUUAAUGCUUACAAAUACUAUUAUCGCAACGAGCCCAGAUUCGUCCGCUUCGUACGGCAUUGUCAGGCAAAUCCUCUCUUGAAGAAGAAAGGAAUUCCAGAGUGCAUUCUCUUCGUCACUCAACGUUUGACAAAAUACCCGCUGCUCGUUGAACCUCUGAUCAAGACAGGGGUUGCAUCCCACGAAGUCGAAGAUCUACGCCAAGCAUUGCUCCUCGUCAAACAAAUUUUGGGGGAUGUCGAUGCCCAAGUUGCCGACAAGGAGCGAGCUGAUCGAAAGCUAGAGAUCUAUCACAGAAUCGAGGCCAAGUCUUUUGCCACGCAUCGAGGUAUGAAGUUCAAAAAGUCGGAUGUACUGGGAAGCAACCGUACCCUCAAAUUUGAGGGUACAGCGUUCUUGAUGCAAGGUCGUAGCAAAAUGGCACCUGUGGUUGUUGUCGUUCUAUCGGAUGUAUUAUUCUUUCUUGCUGAAACAAGAGAUCAGAAAUAUGCAUUCUUUGCACCAGAUAACAAAGCUGGAGUUGUCUCACUUCAGAAAUUACUUGUGAGAGAAAAAGCUGGACAAGAAUCCAGAGGCAUAUAUUUGAUAAGCAGUAACCCCUCGGAUCCAGAAAUGUUUGAACUGAAAGUGCAAAAGCCGAAAGACAAACAGCUCUGGAUACAGGCAAUAAGAGCCGCAGUUGAAACCUGUCCGCAGGAUUUAGAAAACGAAAACGACGAAUUGGGUAACAACGGAGAAAACGAGCAUAGGGAUAACCGUUCUUCAUCUGUAUCAACAAUAUCCGCCGAAGAGAGACAGCGUAUUGUCGACGCGAAACAGUCACAUAUACGCGACAUUGUCGAUGAACUGCGCAAAAAAGAUGUAGAACAAGCCGCGUUACUCGAAGAGAAGAUGGGAUUGCAAUUGAGACUUCGAUCUGCUACCGGUGUGUGGAACACAAAUGAAAGUGACAACGAACGAGAGAGUCGAGAAGACAGAGAGUUGCCCGACUGCAGUAAAUUAGUGCCAGAUUACAAACGACUUGUGCAUGCUGACAUAGGUUUAGUCUGGAACGAGGCUGUGGUUGCUGUUCAGAAGGCGAUGCGACUUGCCAGUUCAUUGUCAUUUAGUACAGGAAGUGCAACUCUUUCACGGAGUUUAAGCUCUGCCGGUGAACGGCAUAGUGAAGCCUAUGUGCCGCCAGCACUGUGUGUACCUAGACGUGCGGAAACGUUUGCUGGGUUUGAUCACAAUAAGGAGCGUUCCCCGUGGCGCGACAACGCAACUUUGAACUCUGUCAUUCCUCCGAUGAAGAUUGGUCAUUUAUUAAAUGAAUUGGGGGAAGGAAAAGAGGAUGAAGAAGCAGACACUGAGGCCGAUGGAAAUCGAGAUCAACAAUUAGCUGCCGUUCAAUUGUCACACUACGUUUACAGGCUCUUUUGUAUAGUCGCGAUUCAAAUGACGACGAUCAACAGUCUGCAAGCACAGCUGGCAGCUUGUAAAGACGGAAGUGGAAAGUCGACAAAUAACAGGCCAAACCCUAAUCGGCAACUCGAAGAGCUACGUAAUCUGCAGGAUCAACUUAGCCGUGAAAAGGCAGCGUGGCGUGCGUCAACUCAACAGGAGCGUACCCAAAUGGACGAAGAGAGGGCCCAAAUCUCAAGGCUGCGGGAUCAAGUUACGGCCGACCAGCGUGAUGUCACGCAACAACGCGAUCAGUUGUAUCGACGAAUCGAAGCGUUACAGAGGCAAGGCGUUUCUCUGGUUACACCGGCUGCAACCGGAGCUGCACCUGCACACGGGAGCCAAAGUACGGACACACUGCCAUCGCGGAAAAGUCAGGACAACAAACGUAUACCAUUGAAUUUGAUCAGUGCUACUAACCAACAGAAAGUUCAGAGCAGCCUUCCUCCAGUCAAACAACAGCUGCCUUUGAAGCUGGCCAGUGGCAGCAACAACAAUAAUUCUAGAAGCUCGGGCAUUAUGGCCAAUAACAGCCCGGAUCGUCACUCAAGAGCUGGUAGCAGUCCAGCAAUCGUGACAAGCUCAUCGUUUUCAUCACCCGACCUCAGUAGCAGCAAUAGUUCUAGCAAUGUUAACACCAAUACGCAGACUCGAUUACGAGCAACUCGUUCGCCUCCUGAACAGCAGCAUCACCACCACUACCAACAGCAGCAGCAGCAGCAGUCACAACAAUCACAACAACAACAACAUCAACAGCAAAGGACGGAACAACCCCUAGAAGAAGAAGUUAUAUUUUUCUGACGGCUCUUUAGAUUCGGGCGCAAACAUCAUCGGCCACCACGUGCGCCGGCCUCGCCUCCUGCUAUCAUUUCUACAAUUCCGGCGAGUACACCGACUCCUUCACGAAGCCAACAAAGGCAAUCACAACCCCCAAGAAGUCGAGUCAAAUCAUUUUGACUCUUUAGUUGAGACACCCUUUCCUCGUACCUCUCCCAACUUUUCUCGAGGUGAAUCCAGGUAUGACAGGUGUCCCACUAAUAAAGUUAUAAAACCGUUCUGGAUUUUUAA
Diprion similis is the source of this 5035-nucleotide messenger RNA. RefSeq names its product rho guanine nucleotide exchange factor 28 (gene cyst). The transcript has 19 exons. Gene Ontology annotation, molecular function: guanyl-nucleotide exchange factor activity. The record is from RefSeq and is a predicted model, not a curated record. Lineage: Eukaryota; Metazoa; Arthropoda; Insecta; Hymenoptera; Diprionidae. Gene Ontology annotation, biological process: regulation of Rho protein signal transduction. Bases 170 to 4768 code for a protein of 1532 amino acids.